Molecule: messenger RNA, 1137 nt
Organism: Microdochium trichocladiopsis
Lineage: Eukaryota; Fungi; Ascomycota; Sordariomycetes; Xylariales; Microdochiaceae
Product: heme peroxidase
Exons: 2
Coding region: 1-1137 (378 amino acids)
Biological process (GO): cellular response to oxidative stress; hydrogen peroxide catabolic process; response to reactive oxygen species
Molecular function (GO): heme binding; peroxidase activity
Source: RefSeq, a predicted model, not a curated record
AUGAGACUCUCAACAACACUAGUCUCCCUGGCCAGUGCCGCCGGCACCCUCGCCUACCCCGGCAUGGGCAAGGUCAUGGAGGAGAUCGAGGCCCGUGACGAGAUGCUCAAGGGCCGCUCGAUCGAGCUGAUUGGCGAUCUCAUCUCGGGCGCGUACUCGCCCGCGGGCCAGGCGAUCAAGGGCAUCCUGCAGGGGUUUGGCAUUGCCGUCGCCGACAAGACGCAGUACAAGGCGCCCGGCGCCCUUGGCUCCGACGCCUGCAAGAAGGACAAGCUGUGCAUGUGGAAGUACCUGGCGGACGAGAUGUACGCCGUCUUUGCCGACUCGGAAGGGUGCACCGACCUCGCGCGGGGCGCGAUCCGGCUGGGCUUCCACGACGCGGGCUCCUGGGACCGCAAGUCGCCCAACGGGGGCGCCGACGGGUCGAUCCUGCUCGCCGGGGAGCUGAGCCGGCCCGAGAACUUUGGCCUCGAGACCAUCGGCUCGACCACGAUGGGCUGGUACACCAAGUACAAGCCCUACGGCGCGGGCAUGGCCGACAUCAUCCAGCUCGGCGCCAACGUCGGCGUCGUCGCGUGCCCAGACGGGCCCCGGAUCCGGACCUUUGUCGGCCGCCCCGACAGCUCCAAGCCGGCCCCGGACGGCAAGCUGCCCUCGGUCCACGCCGACGCGCAGUCCCUCAUCGACCUCUUCGCCGCAAAGACGUUCACCGCCACCGACCUCGUCGCCCUCGUCGGCGCUCACACGGCCUCCAAGCAGCGCUUCGUCGACCCCAGCCGCGCCGGCGCCGCCCAGGACUCGACGCCGCACUACUGGGACACCAGCUUCUACUCGGAGACACUCGACGCCGCCAGGGGCAUCUCGCGCAACGCCACAAAGACCGCUGAUCCGGAAGAGGCCGACGGCACCGACAACGACGGCCCCACCGCCACCGACGUGUUUGUCUUCCAGAGCGACAAGAACCUCGCCGUCUACUCAAAGACCAAGAUCCAGUGGGCCAUCUUUGCGGGCAAGCUGGGCAAGCCCACGUGGGCGCUGGCCUACGCCUCCUCCUACUUCCGCAUGAGCAUGCUCGGCGUCAAGAACCUCAACAGCCUGACCGAGAUCUCCAAGGUCCUGCCUCUGACGCGGACAUGA